CGGGCACUCAUAAGCCUCGCCUUCCAACCAACCCAACCCUCGCAAUCUUCCCAGAACAACCAUGACCCAGAUGAUCCGCCCAGAACACACCGAUAACCGAGGGUUCUGCUACGGCGGCACGAUCCUGUCCUGGGUCGACAUCUGCGCCGGCAUCGCCGCCAAGAGACAUGCCGUAUACCCUUGCGUUACUGCCUCGGUCGAUGCCGUGCACUUCCUCCAUCCCGUCAAGUUGGGCGACAUCUGCAACUUGGUGGCCACGGUGAACCGCUCCUGGAGAAGCUCGAUGGAAAUCGGUGUCCGGGUCGAGACAGAGGACAUGCUAACUGGCGAGCGCAGAUACUGCUGCCAUGCCUAUCUCAUCUUCGUGGCCAUCAAAGACGGCAAGUCUGUGCCUGUGCCGCCGGUUGUUGCCGUCACGCCCAACGAGAUCCGCCGCUUCGAAGAGGCCGAUAUCCGUCGCAUGGAUCGCACGACCCGCAAGCGACUCUCGCAGGCCCAUGUUCCCAAACCGAUCACGGCCCCAGCGCAACUCGAGAGCACCGAAACUCCCCGCGACUCGACCAUCAGAGCGCCGGUCAUCGCAUCGACAUCGCAGUCCGAGCGCACUUGCGACGAAAGCUAUACUGAGGUCGUCGAGAUUGUGUUUCCAGAGCACGCCAACAGCUAUGGAAUCACAUUCGGUGGCCAGAUCAUGAAGUGGAUGGAGUAUUGUGCUGCUAUGGCUGGAUAUCGCCACUGCCGAUCGCAUCUCUUGACUGCCGGACUGGAUAGCCUGACCUUUAUGCGACCAACAAAGGUCGGCGAUAUCGUGUGCAUCCGCGGUAUUGUGUCCAAGGCUUUUGAUCACUCCGUCGAGGUCUACGUUACGGUCGAGAUCGAGGACAUGCACACCGGCGAAGGCGUGAUAACUAAUGAUGGCUGGCUCACCAUGGUCGCAGUCAACGACGCCGGCCAGCCCCAAAAGAUCCCAGCGACCGUCCCAGCAACCGAGGAGCAAAAGUCUCGAUUUGCUCGUGCUGGCGAGCGCCGCGAGCGUCGUCUCCAGGAAAAGGCCAACAUCCGGGGAUAGCCAAGUCGCUCGGAACAGGGCGACCUCGGAAAGUCGAUCGCCUGACUUGCACUUGGGAUGCUGCCGCUUGCUGAUCAUCGCCAUCGACCAAUGGCUCCUCAAGUGUGCCGCGAUGAUACAGGCACCUCUAAUACAGUCCUUCCACAAGCAAGUGGGGCAGAG
Polychytrium aggregatum is the source of this 1231-nucleotide messenger RNA. Its product is annotated as HotDog domain-containing protein. The coding region runs from base 62 to 1069 and encodes 335 amino acids. The transcript has 9 exons. Lineage: Eukaryota; Fungi; Chytridiomycota; Chytridiomycetes; Polychytriales. Gene Ontology annotation, molecular function: thiolester hydrolase activity. The record is from RefSeq and is a predicted model, not a curated record.